AUGAGAAAAAGAGGGGUAAAGACCCCCAAAGAAAGGCGGAACUCUGGGAUUGAGGAGGACCCCUUGAAAGUAACAGGACCAAAUGUUCCAGACAAGUCUUCAGUUCAAAAUAUAGAUGACUACCAGUGCUGUGGCAGCCUGGAUGUAGAUUUCCCAGAGGUCUGUGCUCUGCUGGGCAUGACCGAAAUCCCUGCAGUGACCCCACGACCCCACAGCACUGUCUCUCGCAGUACUGAGCAAGUACAAAACAGUACAGAGAGCAGCCAAUCAAAUGUGGUCAAUGGCACAGUGACCACGUCCUGGUGCCCUAAACCCCGCCUCCAGGUGGAGCUGGAGUCUGACGAGGAACCUCGUAGUGUCAGGGUGGUCAGAGUGUUUGGGUGGAAGGUGGACGAACGUGUCUCCAGGGCACUGAACAAGACGCUGCCGUCGCUGAACAACCUUCAGAGGCUGUAUCUGUGGCAGGCGGGGUUGACCGAGCGAACCCUGACGUCCCUGAAGACCACGGUGUCCCUGUGCCUCAGUCUCAGGACUGUGGCUUUGGAAGGGACUCCUCUCCCAGAGCAGUGUUACCAUGUCCUGAUUGGUGAAGACAGCAAGCUUGCUCACCUGUCGCUGCGCAACAACCGGAUAGGGGAGGAAGGGGCCCGUAUGAUUGGUGCAGCUCUGUCCACCCCACGCACAGCCAAUAAGAGUCUUCUGUCCCUCAACCUGAGCUUCAACUCCAUCGGGGAUGCCGGGGCUGAAUACAUUGCACAGGGACUGCGUCUAAACCGCACCUUGCUGUGUCUCUCUCUGGGGUCCAAUCACAUUGGAGAUUCUGGGGCCGCCUGUCUGGCAGAGGUGCUGGGUCCCUUCCCGCUGACUCAUGGGGAGAUCGUCGAGAGGAGGAGGCUUCUGAGCAUGAAGGAUUUGCCAACCCAGAGCACCGAGCCCAAGGCGGAGCGCCCUGCGUCCAUCCCCAGCAGCUCCUCUCUGGAGAGGAGCAUGGCCAAGGGCAGCAAGGGCGUGUCCAAGAAGAAGACCCCGCCCAAGAGGGACGACAGGCAGACAGCCAAUCAGGUGGCAGGAAGUGCUGCAAAAAAGGAGGAUUCCAGACCUGCCAAAAAAGGUUCAGAUGCCAAGGGUCCGCGGGCCAGGGGGGCAAAGUCUGGGAGCAAAGAGAGGUGUCCUUCUGUGGCAGAACUAGAGACCAGUGGCACACAGAAUAAGGCAGUUGAGAUCCCAGAGACGGUGAGCCCCCUGCUGGACACAGGUGUGCAGCACAGUGAGGGGCGUGUCCUGCUACCAGGCAACAAUGUCCUUGCCUCUCUCAAUCUGUCAGGCAAUAAGCUGACAGAGCGUUCACUGCGCGUCUUCCUGAAGGCAAUACACGAUCAGGGUGAAGAAGGUGGACUCCUCCCUUUUACUCUGCAGAGGAACCGCUUCCCGCUGCUGAACUGUGACACUUACCUAAAGAUACAGAAAGUCAUAAAACACAAGGAGUCAGUCAACAAACUUGUCUCCCAACCCACAGAAGAGGAACAUGAAAACACAGGCAAGAAUUUUAUGGACUCCGAAGAAACGCAUCUGAACAGCACACACAAACAUCUAAACCUUAGGUCAUUUCCUCCCCAAUUUCUACAGCCGUAA
This is a messenger RNA of Megalops cyprinoides (Indo-Pacific tarpon), 1632 nucleotides long. RefSeq names its product leucine rich repeat containing 71 (gene lrrc71). The record is from RefSeq and is a predicted model, not a curated record. NCBI's taxonomy places the organism in Eukaryota, Metazoa, Chordata, Actinopteri, Elopiformes, Megalopidae. Bases 1 to 1632 code for a protein of 543 amino acids. Gene Ontology annotation, molecular function: protein binding. The transcript is spliced from 17 exons.